Pestalotiopsis fici W106-1 is the source of this 2412-nucleotide messenger RNA. RefSeq lists its product as uncharacterized. Lineage: Eukaryota; Fungi; Ascomycota; Sordariomycetes; Amphisphaeriales; Sporocadaceae. The record is from RefSeq and is a predicted model, not a curated record. The transcript has a single exon. The coding region runs from base 1 to 2412 and encodes 803 amino acids.
AUGCCCAAGGCUUUGGAUAACCUGCCAUUGCACCUACUCGAGCUCAUUUGCGAGUUUAUCGUUGCCCACGAUGAUGAUGACGCGUACAGCGAUAAGGGAGCAGGAGUAGAUCUGUAUGCCUUCGCGCUGUGUAGCAAGACCUGCUGGACGGCAGCCAAACCACAACGGUUCCGCCAGAUCCAACUAUGGUUAUCGGCCGCCGAUCCGUGUGCCGACGGCGUGGCUCCUUUCGGAUUUCGCCAGCAACACCAUAUUCAGCGCUGGGUUGAGUUGCUCGAUAAAUACGACGGCUGGCGACAUAUCCGCCGCCUCCGAGUAACUUGCGGACCCGACGAAGAGGCCAGGAAACAGGACCCGGUUAUCGAAUGGGAUUCUCGGCAUGAUUUUGAAGUCGACUACUUCCUGAAGCCCUCGAAAAUAACAAACAACUUUGGUUUGGACGACGAUGAUUUUGGCCACGGUGAUUUUGGCCACGGUGAUUUUGGCCACGGUGAUUUUGGCCACGGUGAUUUUGGCCACGGUGAUUUUGGCCACGGUGAUUUUGGCCACGAUGAUUUUGGCCACGAUGAUUCGGGCCACGAUGAUUUGGGCCACGAUGAUUUGGGCCACGAUGAUUUGGGCCACAAUGAUCUAGGCGACGGUGAUUUGGGCGAUGAUGACACAUCAAGCCACCUUUAUUUGCGCGACGGCGACACGCCAAGCGCCUUUGAUUUGCGCGACAACGACACAAAUCUCGUGCAUCUCCUGCCGACCUUUCUUUCAAGGGUGACUGUCUUGCAAGACCUCGUCUGGGCACCUUCUCAGAUCCCGUCACGUGUCGUCGACAUGCUUGCGACACAAUUCCCACAGUGCAGACUUCAUAUGCAUAGGUUUCAGCUCGGUAGUCUAUGGAUGCAUCGCGAUCAGGUACCGCAGCCUAUUAGCAGCCAAGAUUGGGCGCUGGUGACAUCACCCAAUCUUUGUACUGCUGUUGCUUAUUGCAAUAGUUCUGACCACAAGGGCAACCUCGGCUUCCUGUGGCCAGCCGUGAUGGACAUGGUUGCCGGGGUAGCGCCGAGUCUUCAGCACGUGACAUUCAGACCCGGGCCAGCUUCAGCAGCCCUCGGAUUGCUGGAAGCAAGAUAUGGGGGCAGACCGCCUUGGGCUGGAUUUCAUCCCGAUCUUGCUUCCGGCUCAGGAGACGGACAUGAUACUCGUAAUUGUGAAGAUGCAAGCCGAGGGACGGGGGAGAAGACAAGAGGCGCACUUCGUAGUUUGGUCUAUCGGCAGGCAGUAACGGACGAGGAAAUGCUGCAAUAUUCAGAAAGAACGGAUUUGACCAAGUUGAGUCAUCUGACGCUCAGAAAAACCGCCAGCCAGAGCCUGCCGCUUCCCACGCUGGCUGCCCAAGCGCGAGCCGGCGAGUUCUGCAACCUGACCAGCCUUUGCCUGCAGCAAAUGGGCCCUAGGGGGGAACAUCUAGGUGCGCUCAAUGACAUUCUAGAGAAUAUUGGACCAUUGAAACACCUGUGCUUGGAAGGCUUCGUGGGCAAUAACUCAUUCAACAUCAUACUACGACGCCACGGAAAGACGCUUCGCUCCCUGCACCUCGAUUCACGUGGCCUUUUUUCCGAGAAUGACGAGCGCAAGCCUUCUGAGCUCCUCAGGAUGACGGCGGCGGAGGUGCAGCGCAUCGCAGAGUUCUGCCCAUAUCUGACAGAGAUUGAGAUUCCCGUCUCCAGAAGCCACGGCGACGCCCGCGAGGUCGCCCUCUACCGUGCCCUCUCGCAACUUGGCCGCUUGAAACGCGCCUGGCUCCAUCUCUGCUUCUGGGUCGGACCAGACGAAAACGCCUCCGACGAUGUCCCCGAGGAAGACAUGUACCAGAGCUGGGAGAACGCGGCCGUGACACUUCCCCACCUAAAGGACGCGAUCGUCGACUGUGCAAUUGAUGGGACCCUCGCGCGGUCCAUCUUCAAUGUAAUCAGCGACGAAGGCAAUGCAAGGAGCACGAGGAGCGCUGCCACCACGAGUUUCUCCAACUUGCGCUGGCUUCGCCUGGACGUUCGACGUGAAAUAGGCCGCUUCGCCACACCGGGCUACGAGGAACCCGACUUUGACGGUCUUCUCGAUCUCUUCACGCGGAGCUGGGUGGUAGAGAGACGAGAGGAGUCACACGAUGACAAAGACGGCGAGGUUUUGUCUCAAGCCGCAUCGCCACCGUCUCAAAAUGCUUCCGGUAUCGUGGUCACUGGAUUAGAUGAGGAGCGGGCGCAGAGGGCGGCCAAGGAGGAUUGGCCAGAGCACGAUGAGUGGCAACAUGACUCGCGGAAAACAUUCAAGACGGCGUUUGAGGAGUUGUGGCAGCCAGACAUGAAUAAGCCACAGUGGUGGAAUGACUGGCGAAGCUUUCCACUCCAAAUGUCCGAGUAA